CGUUGCCGAUUGUCCAGUAAACAAAAUAGCGGCUUUCAAGGAGCACCACAGUGUGGUACCGAGAAUCAUAGUUUUGUGGUGGUACUGUGCUUCUGCUGCUGGGGCACCAUAUUCACGUGGGUUUUGUUUCUAGAUUGUAUUUGCCAUUUAAUUUGAAGCUCAUCAUGAUCAUACCCUCACUCUUGCUAGUUUUAGCAAGCUAUCUUUACACAACUGAAGCACAAGCGGUAGCACAAGGUCCACAAGAUAUUGAUGAUCUGAUCAAUCAAGUAUUUAGCAAACCCAACCCAGGGACCGCCUUAACGACAAGCGCGCCUAAACCAAAUCUGCAGCCAAAUUCUAACGUGGGCGGUGGUGGAUCCGGGGAUUGUACUUGUGUACCUUAUUAUUUGUGCAAUAAUGGUUCUAUCAACACUAAUGGAGAUGGCAUUAUCGAUAUUAGAAUUAAUGAGGGUCCCUGCGAGAGCUAUAUAGAAGUCUGUUGCAACAAGGAAGAUAGAACAAAGGAACCAAUUACACCAACUCCUCCUCCAGUCAAACAAACGGGUUGCGGGUAUAGGCACCCGGACGGAGUAGGUUUCAGGAUAACGGGAGAUAAAGAAAACGAAGCCCAGUUCGGUGAAUUUCCAUGGAUGGUGGCCGUACUCAGAGAAGAGUCGGUUGAAGGUAAUUCGAACAAAUUGAAUGUGUACCAAUGCGGAGGAGCUCUGAUCCACGCGCAGGUCGUUGUGACCGCGGCUCAUUGCGUCAGCGGAAAAAAUAAGAGUUUCAAAAUCCGCGCUGGUGAAUGGGAUACUCAACAUACGAGCGAGCUUUAUCCACAUCAAGACAGAGAAGUCGAAAGCAUCGCCAUUCAUCCGCAGUACUACGCGGGCGCUCUGUACAAUGACAUCGCGGUUCUUUAUCUAAAAUCCCCUGUUGAUAUUGCUGAGAACGUUGACGUCAUCUGUCUCCCUCCUCAGGGAACAACCGUCGACGUUUCGACGUGUUAUGCAACUGGUUGGGGUAAAGACGUAUUCGGGCAAAAGGGAAAAUACCAGGUGAUACUUAAAAAAAUCGAUCUACCAUUAGUGGGGAGAGAUCAGUGCCAGGAGAAAUUGAGAACCACUAGGUUGGGCAAAUUUUUCGAGUUGCAUAGGAGCUUCAUCUGCGCAGGCGGGGAAUCUGGAAAAGACACGUGCAAGGGGGACGGGGGUAGCCCCUUGGUGUGCCCGAUCGGAAACAGAGGGGACCGGUAUUACCAAGUGGGUAUUGUGGCAUGGGGUAUAGGAUGCGGCGAAAAUAAUACGCCGGGUGUAUAUGUGAACGUACCCUUAUUUCGAGAUUGGAUUGACGAAAGAAUGAAAGCGUUUGGUUUAGACACGUCUUCGAUUAUUUCGUUUGUCCCUUUUAUAAUGAAAAUUUUUAUGAUUGUGUCGUUAUAUGCGACGGCAGUUGUUUUCGGACAAAAUGAUGUGGAUAGUGACACUAAACGCGACGUGGACCGACUGUUUUCUUCUCCGAGGAGUAAUGAUUUUUUACCGGGAUACGAAGAAGUUACUAGUACGUCUUCCGGUAGCGUGGGAGCGUUGGAAAGAUGUGGAGAGGGUUCAGAUCAAGGCAUUCAUGCAUGUGUGGCCUAUUAUCAGUGUGAUGGCAUAACAAAUAUGAUUGUGCAAGACGGAUUAACUGAUGGAUUCGGAAUUAUCAAUAUAAGAUUUGGUGAAAAUUCAUGUCCUCAUCCGCUAGACGUAUGUUGUGGUAUACCAGACAGCGGCAUACGCGAACCAGACGAACCGAUGCUACCCAAACCAUCUACUUCUCCUCCCCCAGUAGUACCCCCAACACAAAGGCCCAGUGCACAGUUUUGCGGUAUCAGAAAUCCCAAUGGGAUUGAUUUUAAGAUAACCGGGAAUAAGGAUAAUGAAGCGGAAUACGGAGAAUUCCCUUGGAUGAUCGCCCUGCUGAGGUCGAAUUACGACAGCUCCAGGCAUCAAUCUUUGGCACUUUGUGGAGGAUCUUUAAUAGCACCAAAUGUUGUUUUAACAGGUGCACACUGUGUGGCUUCCCUCAAAACCGACGAAAUUAAAAUUCGCGCCGGAGAAUGGGACACGCAAACAACAAAAGAAAGGCUACCAUAUCAAGAACGGAACGUAGCUCAAGUGAUUAUCCAUGAAGAAUUUCAUCCGAAGACGGUCAUCAAUGAUGUGGCGCUGUUAAUUUUAACUGAACCGAUUAACGGAGCUGAUAAUAUCGGCACUAUCUGCUUACCACGUCAAGACGAAAGGAUCGACUCUAAACAAUGUUUUGCAAGUGGAUGGGGAAAAGAUGUUUUCGGGAAAGCAGGACAGUUUCAAGUGAUCCUCAAAAAAAUCGAAUUACCGAUGGUACAAUGGGCAACAUGUCAGGAUGCUCUGCGGACGACGAGGUUAGGUUAUCAUUUUAAUUUACACCGGAGCUUUAUUUGCGCCGGUGGUGGAGCUGGAAAAGACACUUGUACGGGUGAUGGUGGUGGUCCUCUGGUUUGUCCAGAUCCGCAAAACCCAAGCAGAUAUGUCCAAGCUGGAAUCGUGUCCUGGGGCAUCGGAUGCGGCGAAUCUAAUAUACCUGGUGUUUAUGCCGACGUCACAAAAUUUAGAAAUUGGAUUGACGAUAAGCUGGAACGGCUUAAUAUUAAUACCGGCUCUUAUGUUUGAUAGAUCAAUAUCUAUAAAAUACUGUUAUUUAUAUACCUAUGUUAAAGUUAUGUGACUGACGAUGUAAUUAAAUUAUUUUCCCUAACAGGUCCAGCUUAUUUAAAUACCUUUUUUAAAUGUGAUUAAAUAAUUCCAGAUACGCAGAAACUUUUUAUAUUUGAAGGUUUUUUUUUUAAUUUAGUAAACAUAAUACAAAUUUCAAAGAUUCUGA
Molecule: messenger RNA, 2886 nt
Organism: Cylas formicarius (sweet potato weevil)
Lineage: Eukaryota; Metazoa; Arthropoda; Insecta; Coleoptera; Brentidae
Exons: 9
Coding region: 165-2675 (836 amino acids)
Biological process (GO): proteolysis
Molecular function (GO): serine-type endopeptidase activity
Source: RefSeq, a predicted model, not a curated record